CCAUGGUUGAAGAAAAAGGCAAUCACCUCUUCCUUCACCUCCACCUCCUCCUCCUCCUUUUUGCACAAGUUUGCCCUUUAGGAAAUUUUGUAAACACAUUCUCUGUCAGCUAGCUCUGUGUUGGCACCUCAAGACGCACCGUGGCUCUGUAUUUCCUUGUGUGUCAGCAGUGUAGCACCCCCAGGAAACCCACCACCCCUUGAAACACGCACAGGAGACUCCGCUGCAUAUUUUACAAGGAUUCUGUGGCUGAGGACCCCGUGGAAGGAAUGAGGAGGGCGUGAAGGAUCCGUAUCUUGACAAGGGGGAGUGCAGCAUGAGGCAGCCGUCCAUGUAGCAGAGGCAGCUCAAAGCAGGUCAUUAGUGUGGCUACCUGGAAGUCAGGCAGGCCAUAUGUAACUCAUGAUUGAGGCCAAGACACCAUCAAGUCACCUGGUGUGACCUAUGUGUGUUGAGGUGAGACGGAGAGACCCUUCACCGCCACCACUGCCACCACUGCCACCACCACUACUUCCUGCUGUUGCUGCUGCCACUACUGCCCAUCAACAGCACCCAUGUUGAAUCGCUUCAAGACAGCACUCUACAAUGUGGUGGGGAGCUUUGACCAGACUGAGGGAGGUGCCUUGGGGGGCCUGGGUCCAGGUGUGACCUCUGGCCUUUCCACAAGCUCACUUAGCACCAGGUCCUUGACUGGAUCCACCAAAGACAAGGGCCUGCGUUUCCCCUACACACGACCACACUUCCUCCAGCUUGGCUCUGAGGAUGAGAUUCAGGUGACAGCAGACCACGCCAUUCGACCCAUCAUCUGCCCAAGGGACAUAUCAAGGCUGCCGUGGAAUAGUGGCUAUGCUGAAACCAUCAAUGCCGGUAAGUCCAAGAAAAAUGAGGAUCAGGCAGUGGUUCACGUUGGCCUCCUCACACGGCCACUCAGGGUAGAGCAGGGGGCUCCUUCCUCCACCUCGUCCUCCUCUUCUUCUCCAUCCACCUUACAAGAUGCCAGGAGCUCCUCAAUCAAGGCAGAGCCAGUUGUCAAUGGACACAGUGAAGAGGGAUCUGAUCAGCCUCAGGAGAAGACUGUGAUGUUGCAGCCUCAGGGAAUCAAACAUCCUCUAUCUGCCAGCCCUGCCACGGAGCUGAAAGAAGGCUUCUCCCAGGACCUCAGCAGUAACCCUGAGGACCAGCCUGGAGAGGGACCAGGGGGCAUCAAGAUAGAAGAAGGAAGUGCAGAGCCUCCUCCUCCACAUGAGUCCCCUCAGCAGUCUCCCAUGGUCCAUGUGUCUCUGCCAUACUACAUCUUUGGAGUUUUUGAUGGCCAUGCUGGCUGGGGUGCUGCUGUGGCUGCUGCCAACCAGCUCCACCAUCUUGUGCAUGAGAAAUUGUGUGACGUGAUUGACAUCCUGAUUCCUGACCCAUUGGAGGAGAAGCAACAGACCCCCAUCUGGGCUCCAGAGAAGGAAGUCACCAUGGAGAGUGCUGUCACUGGUGCCCUAGAGAAUGCCUUCUGGCAGAUGGACCACACGAUAGCAGAAGACAGGCUAAGGUUUCAGUUGACCGGGGGAUGCACUGCCUGUGUUGCUCUGUUCAUCCACGGCAAGCUCUUCCUGGCCAACGCUGGGGAUUCACGUGCCAUCCUCUCCAUGGGCGGUGUUCCACUACCAAUGUCCUUCGACUUCACUCCUGAGACAGAGAACCAGCGCAUCAGAAAACUAGGGGCAAUGCAUCCAGAACUGCUUGGUGGGGAAUUCACUCACCUUGACUUUGUCCGCCGGCCACAACGGAGGGACCUGGGUAAGCGGGUGCUGUAUCGGGAACACUACAUGAGCGGCUGGGCAUACAAGACACUCACGCCAGAUGACCUCAAGUACCCGUUGGUGUGUGGCGAGGGCAAGCGGAGUCGUGUGUUGGGCACCAUAGGAGUCACACGGGGCUUUGGGGACCAUGACUUAAAGGCUCAGUGUACAUCCAUUCCAAUCAAGCCGUUCCUCUCACCAGAACCGGAGGUACGAGUGUUUGACGUGGAGGCUGCUGAGCUCACAGAUGGGGACGUCCUAGUGCUGGCAACAGAUGGGCUGUGGGACAUCAUCUCCAACGAGCGAGCAGUGGCCAUGGUGGGCAAGUCCCUCUCACACUUCCCACCUGACCACCACGACAAGCACAAGUACAGAUACACCAGUGCUGCCCAGGACCUGGUGAUGGGGUCACGCGGGAAGCUGAAGGAGCGUUACUGGCGCACGGGUGAUGACAAGCAUGCCACCAUCGACGACAUUACCGUGUUUGUAGUGCCUAUCUUGCCGUACCAGGAGGAACACCGAGUGUGGAAGGCCAGGCAAGGCAGGCCUCCUAAGGGAAAGCAGGCAGCAACCAAGGAGAGAAUUGAAACAUCAGGCAAUGGCCAUGCACCAGCUUACGUUCCUCCUAGAGAACAGGACAACCAUGAAUGUUCCUCCACUGAGAAACACAACACACAGGAUCCCCUCAGCACCUGGGAGCCCCCAAGUAUGGAAAACUUUGACUUGCACCCUCAGGAGGAUCAUUUCAGGAGUGAGAUGGACACCGCACAAACACAGAGGAGUGAGGAGCCACUACGAGAUUCAGACAAGGCAUAGUACAGAUUGGUGGGUUGGGGAUUAAGGGAAGGCAAACACUAGUCUUAUUUUUUGGGCCUAAGUCAGGCUUUGGUGGCUUAUGGGGUAAGGGAGGGAAUCAGCGGGGCCGUUCAUCAUCACAUGUUGAGUGUUGACCUGUUGUUGCUGUGAAAGAGAAAGAAAGAGAGAGAGAGAGAGAGAGAGUGUGAGCAUAGCCUUUCUCCUGAACAAUUUCUUUCUACCAAAGAAUUGUUAUGUUAUGAAAAAUAUUUAUUUCUAGAUAUACAUGAGCAAAUUUCAUAAUAAGUUAUAAGAGUGGUGUGUGUUGUUUAGCUAAGUAGAGGAACACAAACAUAAUCACCGAUGUGUGAUUUUCCAUCACUUCAGGAGGGGCACUGCAAGUUUUCUUGAUUAGAUAUGCAGUUUUUUUCAGAAUAGGAGAGAGAAUUGAUAGAGAAAAUGGACAACCAGAAACUCAGAUACACGCAGCUAUAAUUAGAAGUCAUGCAACUUACUGCACUCGUAUUCACUGUGUGUAGUGUUUGCUUCUGUUUUGAACACAUUCAUUUUUUUACUAGAUGGAAAUCUUACAAAUGACCUAAAACAUUUAUUUUUUCAUGCCUUACAUAGUGGCCAACUAACUCAUUGAUCUAAUUCAGUUCUGUGUCUGAAGUCCCUGACCCACUGACACUUUCUUUGAAGCCCAAUUAAAAGAUUCCUAUAGAUCAAACGAUUGAAGGGAAACAGUAAAUACAAUGGAAGUAGAUGCAACAGACUACCCACUAUUGAUCUUAACUGUUUCUUGGUAACUAUGAGAGCUUCCCAGAGGAAGAAUGACUGCUGUGAUAUCCCAGUGUAGGUAUUCAGAUGCAGUGUAUAGCAGGAUCACCCAACUCCUGUCUUUACAGGGUGACAGUACCAGAGAUGCCCAUUACAAGUCAAGGUUCUAGCAGUAAAUAGUUGAUGAAUCAAGAACAGUUAAAAAGAACUGAAGAUUUUACAAAUGUUCAUCGUGUCCUUUGAGUUAUAGGUGAUUGUAUGCAUGUAGAGAGCAAAGAACUGCAGUGCAAGAGUGUUGAGUGUUAGUAGCUGAAUGAAGGAUGUGGAUAAAAAGCCUACUGGGUCAUUUUAUGUGGGAAAGUGCUGUGUGUUUAUAUCAUGCUGUAUGCCAGAAGGUGGACAUUUUGGUGGGUUGCAGUGCUGAGAAGUUAUGUUGUCCUGAUGUAUUUAGAGGCUAUAUAGAAGGCUUGGACAUCUAAUAGUCUGUUGGAAGAUGUCUUAGGUUACUUUAUUUACUCACAGGUCCUGCUGUUGGGUUAGGGAGACUGUUGUUGAUAGUUGCAGUCUUAAUUUGUGUAGCUAUUCGUGUCCAAUUAACAGGAUGCGGAACAAAGAAUAACUCCACACAGGCAGUGGAUGUGUCAAGACCUGUGGAGCCGAGGGUACAAAUACCUUAUAAGACAGUGUACUGAGAACCUGUGCAUUGCUCACCACUUAUUAGAACAUUCUUAUUUAUAUUUAUUGUAGUGUUCUGUGAGAGGAUGCUUGUGGUUUAGGUUUAGAGUAGUUAGUCUUCACCUUAGCCUUCCAUUCUCUCCUGAGUUCCUCUUAUUAACUGGAGACUUUGAAGAAAAAAACUCUGUCUCCACUUUACUUUUUCACCAGGUGUUACUCAAGUGUUUUCUGGCUUUUUUCAUAUCGUUAUUUGAUUUAUACUUGGUUACAUAUUUAUUGCUGUUUUACCAUGAUUGCCUUCCCUCUCCCAGGCCUUUUUUUUUUUUACUACAUUUAUUCUCAUUAUUGUUUACUUGUUCAUGGCAUUUCUGUUUUUUCUCUUUACUACCGAGUUAUUGAUCUGAUGUCAUUGCUUCUCUUACAAUGCAUAUUUUCUAUCUCAUUUUGUGUGUUUGUGGUGGAGAGAGUGUGUGUGUGUGUGUGUGUGUGUGUGUGUGUGUGUGUGUGUGUGUGUGUUUUAGAAUGACACUAGUGAGACGUUUCUUGAGGUAGGUCAUAUUUAUGCACAACUAUUUAUGUUUCACCAUAUUCCAAAGAAUGACAACCAUUCCUUCAUUUAGAAAAGUGUAUGUUUAAGGCUAUGUUUAGUUGUGGAUUUGAAGAUUGUUAAGCUACUCCCUUUAACAUUUUUUAUUGUUAUAGAUGAUUAUAUGCGAUGUUUACAGUAUUUAUCUAGAAUGUUUGUCUCAUGUUUCCAUAUUACAAGGGCAGGGAAGGAUGUAUAUUUGAUUUUGUAUUUUCUCUGUCUUCUUGGGUAGUUGUAUAUCACACUGUAUAGUAUUACUCUAUACUUUUAUACAUUUUUCUUUUAGAGUAUCCCUUUCUGGACAUGGUGUGUGUGUGUGUGUGUGUGUGUGUGUGUGUGUGUGUGUGUGUGUGUGUGUGUGUGUGUGCGUGAUUGUAUUGUGUGUGUGUGCAUGUGUGUGCUUGCAUACAUGCAUGCAAACACCAUAUUAAGUUACAUGCUGGACCUGCCCAACCAGCACCUGAAAUACUGAGCAUCAUGGUGGUAUGGUGUUUGGUAGUCAGCACCAUCACACACCUGUGGUACUCAGAGGCUCACCUGUGGUCCAUUCACCCCACCCUGAGCUUCUCUCACAGCUGCAGCCACCACUGUUUAGAUGCCUUAGAAUAGCCUGCUGUUCCAUUCACCAUUUCCCUUUGUUUCCUGUCUAAAUCACUGUCAAAUAGCACACCAACACCCUCCCUCCCAUGGGUAGAAUAAAGAGGAUCUCAUCACUGUGACGCCUUACUCGUACUGGUUGUCAUGAAUCACACAAGUACACUAGUUCAGAGUUUGCCAGUCAUUCAUUCAAUCACAAAUACUUUUCUUCAUAAUUCAGCAUCUCUCCAUCUUACCUCAGAUUAUAUGAGUGGCAAUAUAUAAAGUUAAUUUGGUUCAUGUAUAAGUACAGUAGGAGGGUGCAGUGAGAAGAGAGGAAGGCAGUGGUGUGUUGGUGGAUGCAUAUUUCUCAUGAAUUCAUACAUUUGCUGUCAGAAUCAUAAAAGUGUUAGUUGCCUUGUCAUUAGACUGUGACUGGCUGAUAUCAAGUGCUCAGAUCACCCACUGUUACCACAGCAGCUCAGAGCGUCCCUUGUCCACACGUUUCAAGUACUGGUGGUAAAUACUUGGCACGACAGCCACUUCAAUGGAUGGUGGCAGUGUCUGCAGUGCUGCCAAGGAGAGGCUCAGCUGUGACCAGUGGGUGGUGUAUCAGCUUUUCCUUUAGCAUGAGUAAAUUUUUUAGUAAUGAAGAAAAGGAGAAAAUGAACAAGUGUGUGUAUUGUGGUAGGUUAGAAAUUUCACCUCAGUUAUUCAGCAAUUGAAAUAGCUACCACAUCAUGUAAAUCUUUGAAAGUCACAUGCUGGCUGUGAGAAUUUUAAUAAUAAUUGUUUUUACCACUACAUAUCUGGUGUUGGUGAGGGGAGGGAGAAGGGUGUGCCCCUGAGGAAGUGUUUAGCCUCUAUAGCCUUGCCUAUAUACUGUUCCUUGGUCAAAAUAUAUGCAUCAUAUACAUUAAUGUUAUGUAAACUUACUGGGGAGGCUGCUGAGGUAGCAUAUAGAGGGGCUAUGAGAAAGAGAAGGUUUAGCAGCAUUAUCUUGUAACAGCAUCAUUCUGAAACAAUUUGUGUUCCAAAAUGAAUGAUUUUUAAUAGUAUGACAAAAUAAAUCUUUUGUGAA
Messenger RNA from Portunus trituberculatus (swimming crab), 6283 nucleotides. Its product is annotated as protein phosphatase 1H-like. Bases 555 to 2606 code for a protein of 683 amino acids. NCBI's taxonomy places the organism in Eukaryota, Metazoa, Arthropoda, Malacostraca, Decapoda, Portunidae. The transcript has 10 exons. The record is from RefSeq and is a predicted model, not a curated record. Gene Ontology annotation, biological process: protein dephosphorylation. Gene Ontology annotation, molecular function: protein serine/threonine phosphatase activity; cation binding.